AUGUUGUCCCUACCUUUCCUCACCCCUCGCGACUCCCAUGAGCUCUGGUUCGGCGCAUCCCAACCAUAUCGCUCUACCUCACCAUCACAAUCACACGACGCCGGUGCCAACAUCGCCCGCCGCAAUGCCAACAACAAUAACAACCGCCGUGCCUUUAUGCCCUCGCGCUGUCCCUCAAAUGGUCUGUCGGCUCUCGCUAUGGAGGAGCGGGCGUUGCGCUCCCGGAAACAGAAUAUCGCGUCUUUUGGAUACUCAUGGAUCAAGCCAGCGGGAUGCUCUAAGACAAUGCUGGGUAUGAAGGAAGAGGAGGCUGAGCGUGAAGAGGCAUUGGCGGCAGCGGCAGCAGAGAUGAAUGCUGAAGGCCUUAUGGAUGAUGAUCUAGGCAUGACACAAGGAGAGGAAGGAGAUGAGGAGGAGCAGGGCAUGGAGCGGGAUCUGGAUGACGAGAUACCUGAUGCGGAUGUUGAGGGGUUGAUUGAAGAAGGCGAGGAGGGCCUUGAAGAGGAGGACGUCGGCGAUGAGGAUGGCUACAUGGAGCGAGAUUUGGAUGAUGAGAUUCCCGAAGGAUAUCCUGACGAUGACUACGAGGAGAGUGGGCUAUAUGAGCAGAACGACGAGGACUUUGACAACCAACCUGAUUUGGAUGCGGAGAUUCCUGAGGCUGAAGAGGGGAUGAGCGAGGAGAUGAGUCGAGAUCUGGACGUUGAUAUUCCCGAUGCUGCAGAGAGCGGAUCCGAACAAGACGGCGAAUGGCAACAUACGGAUACGGAGGAAGAGUCUGAUGAGGAGGAGGAAGAGGAGGAGAUUAAUAAUGACAAUGUUGUCCGCAACCGACUCACUGAGAAUUUCAGGACAAGCACUCCGAACAGUCGUGGCAUGUUGCCGACACCACCAAUGCGCCGGGCGCGCGAGACUGAAGCUCAGAGUCGCUUCAUCAAUCGUUGGAGUGGUGGUGGCGAUGCCCUGGACUCUAGCAGCAUGUUCCUCGAGGAUGAGGAUCUGCGCGCCUCGGUCACAAGUCAAGGCAGCCGCAGUGGAUUUGCUCGACGCUUCCCUCGUCACGUUGGUAGACCACGAGACUCUCUCAAUUGA
Messenger RNA from Penicillium odoratum, 1092 nucleotides. RefSeq lists its product as uncharacterized. Gene Ontology annotation, biological process: anaphase-promoting complex-dependent catabolic process. Lineage: Eukaryota; Fungi; Ascomycota; Eurotiomycetes; Eurotiales; Aspergillaceae. The coding region runs from base 1 to 1092 and encodes 363 amino acids. The record is from RefSeq and is a predicted model, not a curated record. Gene Ontology annotation, cellular component: anaphase-promoting complex. The transcript has 2 exons.